This is a messenger RNA of Hymenoscyphus albidus, 2679 nucleotides long. NCBI's taxonomy places the organism in Eukaryota, Fungi, Ascomycota, Leotiomycetes, Helotiales, Helotiaceae. The record is from the annotation of a GenBank genome assembly.
AUGGGACCACGACGGUCAAAACCCCCAACACGGGCCCAAACACAAGCCUAUACCCCAUUCCGCAAGAAAUACGGCGCCCUCGAAGUCUACAAAGGAACAAACUUCAACAAAAGUGGUCUCACACCCACCGAAUACAUCUUCCCCAGCCUGCAACGCUCCUACACCGCCUCACAAAUCGACACGAUCGAAGCCGUCCAGCAGGAUGCUCUUCACGGUUGGACAACCCGAGAACUAGCUGAUCUCGAUUGUCUCUGUAUUCGAGACGCCAUCCCCGGCGAUCUCGACACGCCUAUUAUGCCCAUCUUCAAUCGCCCGGUUUGGGAAGCUGUCCUGGCGAGACCGGAGUUCACGAGGGAGAAAAUGUAUCCGUUGAAGAAUGGACCGGGGUUGUUGUCGGCUCAUAAUGAUGUGGCUUGGGAGGUGUUGAAGCCGGCUUUGAGGAUUGCGACGUGGUAUUUGACGAGUGCUUAUUUCUUGCCCUGGGUAUGAGAUUGUGGUUAUAAAAUCCUUUACUUGUGGCUUUGGCUAAUGAUAGCCAGUUUGACGCACUACUGAAUGGCCCACGUGAACUCGUCGAUGAGAAGCAGUUACCAAAUGGCUAUAAAGACGAAGAUUGGUUCUCUUUUCGGCCGCCGGAUACGCCUACGCCGGCUGCAACGCUUGCAAGAACAACAGAUGCUAUAUUUGAAGAUUUGCGGAAUCAAAAAAUGCUUCAAAUCGGGUUUAUGAUAAGAAAUGAGAGUCCCGAAGGUCCGGAUGAUUCCAUAAAAGGCCUGGAUGGUUGCGCUGGGUAUUCUACUGUGAAUUACAAACACAUGUUCCGAGCGAUGAAAAAUAAUGAUACGAGUGCAGCGUGGAGGGUGUUUAUAUGGUUGCAUAGUAAAGGAGUUGAACGGUUGCUGGUUGAUAAUUUGAGUAAUUCGGAACGAUACACUAUUGAAUGGAAAAUUGCACUUACAGUAAGAUUUACGUCCUGGAUCUUUGUUCUGAGGCUAUCGAUAUAGAAUCCGAUUUGACUGCUUCUGAAUAGUUGGUUCACGAGAUGAUGCACGCCAUUGAGUGGAGACGUGGAAUUGAUAUGGGUGGUUAGGACAGCAUAAUAAACUUUGAUGAUAAUACGUAGGUUUUAUUGGGGUUGUUUCUGUAUUCCCCUGGAAGCUUUGAGCGAAAGAUACCCAACACUUUUCUUGCCAUCAGAAGCUCUUUUAUCCUUCUUUAUAUCCGCUGAGAGCCUUCAGUAUUGGGUAAUUACAGAAAAGAUAAUGCUGACCUUAGAAAUUUUGACAGAUUCGAGCCGUAUUAUUUGGAUGAAUCUCUCGCUGAACUGGGAUGGAGUUUCGAGAAGCAGGUAAGUACCCACGAAAAAGACUAAGAGAAAACACUUCAUUUUAACAUCUUAAGCUCAAUGGAGGAGUAGAAGAGGUAAUGGGAGCAACCGAACAGACCCUGAUAGAAGGCUUAGUUCUCGGCCAAUUCUUACUCUCCACCUAUCCCUCAAUAAAAUACAACACCGUUCGCGACCAGAACACCCCCAUUCUAAAGCAGCCACCUCCCAUCUUCUUCGACAUCCGCUAUCCCAUCCCAAUCUCCCCGAUGGAAAACCUGCAAACAACCAGAUUCUGGACCACUGGAGUACGAAACUACGGUCUGGGAUUAAUCUUCAUCCGCGUCUUCAAAGCGGGAACGAAAACAACUUAUAAUUUCAUCCAAGGCAAAAUCGAAGAUGAAAUCCAAAGCGGACGGGACAAAGAGCCCAGACCCGCAUCAGCAAAGAACUUUGAGCAAAAUUUCAGGUUGUCGGUUGAGGAGAUGAAACAGGCUGCGUGGCUCACGCCUGGAGAAAGAGGGAUAAUGGACUUUGGAUAUGACUUCCUCCGAAGUUCGAACCGAGAGGAGAAUUUCUGGUCCAACAAUUAUGAAAAGUUCACCGCUAUGAAAGAAAUCAUCGAUACCAUCGACGACAUCGACGACAUCGACGACAAAAAGCCUUCCGCAACAGGCGAAGCACUGGAGAAGAUACUCAAUCGCUUCCUCUCCAAGGCACUUCAAAACCACGGGUACAUGAUAACCUACACCUUCCACAUGGAAGACGAGCGCGAAAGUCUACACACAGAACGCAGAGAAAGUCUCCUGAGAUGGAACAGAGGAACCCAAACUUUCGUCAUCCAAAUGCGAAUAGAACUCCAAAAGAUGUCGACCCCCCAGCCCCAACUAUUGGCGCAAACCGAAAGGGCUUUAAUCAGACUCGAGAAAUCACGGCUUCGACUAGCGAACCCUAAUCCACCCAAUGCCACAACAAAUACCGAAGAGCUCCAACUCCUCCGUUUACGGAGAUGCAGACAGGCUCUUACGAACGCCUCAUCUGUUCCCUCCCAGUCUGACCUCCAGGAGAUGGAGAACCUGGUUAAUUCGAUACUAAACACCAACAUCGAGACGCGUGAGAUUUUCGAGGAGGCGUGCGCGAAAAUCUUGAUUGCGGUUCUAGGUAGGAAUAUUGCCAACAGUUGGGAACCGAGGGUGCGUGAGGGCGGAAAGGGGAUGGAAAUCUUUGAGGAGCUUGCGAGGACGCCUGAGGGUACCUUUCCCGAGCAUGAUAUUGGGAAGGCUUUGAGGGAUGAGAUGAAUGCAUGGGUGGCGAUGCUGAUGGAGGUUGCUACGAAUGGACCUCCAGCUGGUUGA